CUUCCUGUCUUUGGUGGCUUUCUUGAAGUGGCUCAGUGGUGCAUCCAGCUCCACAGUUUCUGCUCCCUCCAGCUAUGACUCACAGAGUUCUUCUGUUAACAGGCUUUCUCCUCCUUCCAGCCUUGGCCUUAUUAUGUCAUGGGUUCAACCUGGAUACUAAGCAUGCAACGCUAUUCCAAGAGAAUGCAGCGGGCUUCGGGCAAAGUGUGGUCCAGCUUGAGGGAUCCCGGUUGGUGGUUGGAGCCCCCCAGGAGAUAAAGGCUGCCAACCAAACAGGUGGCCUCUACCAGUGUGACUACAGCACGGGCAAGUGUGAGCCUAUCUCCCUGGAGGUCCCCCUGGAGGCGGUGAACAUGUCUCUGGGCCUGUCUCUGGCAUUUGCCACCAACCCUUUUCGACUGCUGGCCUGUGGUCCCACUGUGCACCAAACUUGUAAGGAGAACACCUAUGUGAAUGGCUUAUGCUUCCUGUUUGGAUCCAACCUACGGCAGCAGCCCCAGAGAUUCCCAGAGAGCCUCAGAGAGUGCCCUCGGCAAGACAGUGAUAUUGCCUUCUUGAUUGAUGGUUCUGGUAGCAUCAUCCAGAGUGACUUUCAGAAGAUGAAGGAUUUUGUCUCAACUGUGAUGGGUCAAUUCAAGAAUUCCAAAACCUUGUUUUCUUUAAUGCAGUACUCUGAAGACUUCCAGACUCAUUUCACCUUUAAUGAAUUCAAGAAAAGCCCUAACCCAUCAUUGCUGGUGAGGCCAAUAGAACAGUUGCGUGGGCGGACACACACUGCCACAGGAAUCCGCAAAGUAGUAAGAGAAUUGUUUCAGAGCAGUAGUGGAGCCCGGGAGAAAGCCUUUAAGAUCCUAGUAGUCAUCACGGAUGGAGAAAAGUUUGGCGAUCCCUUGGAGUACAAGGAUGUCAUUCCUGAAGCAGACAAAGAGGGGAUCAUUCGCUAUGUCAUUGGGGUGGGAGCUGCUUUCAACAGUCCAAAAACUCGUGAAGAGCUUAAUACCAUUGCAUCAAAGCCUUCUCGUGAUUAUGUGUUCCGGGUGAAUAACUUUGAAGCUCUGAAGACCAUUCAAAACCAGCUUCAGGAAAAGAUCUUUGCAAUUGAGGGUACUCAGACAGGAAGUACCAGCUCCUUUGAACAUGAGAUGUCUCAGGAAGGCUUCAGUGCUGCCAUCACCUCUAAUGAUCUCUUGCUAGGUGCUGUGGGAAGCUUUGACUGGGCUGGUGGAGCUUUUCUGUAUGUGUCAAAGGACAAAUUCACCUUCAUCAACACAACCAGGGUAGAUUCAGACAUGAAUGAUGCUUACUUGGGUUAUGCUGCCGAAGUCAUAUGGAGGAGCAGGGUGCAAAAUCUGGUUCUUGGGGCACCUCGAUAUCAGCACACUGGCCUGGUGGUGAUGUUUAGAGAGAAUGCUGGUACCUGGGAGACCAACACUGUUAUCAAGGGUAGCCAGAUUGGCUCCUACUUUGGGGCCUCCCUCUGCUCUGUGGACAUGGACAAAGAUGGCAGCUCUGACCUGGUCCUUAUUGGGGCCCCCCAUUACUACGAGCCGACAAGGGGGGGCCAGGUGUCUGUGUGCCCCUUGCCUCGGGGGCAGAGGGCUAGAUGGCAAUGUGAGACUGUUCUCCAUGGGGUGCAGGGCCACCCCUGGGGCCGCUUUGGGGCAGCCCUGACAGCGCUGGGAGAUGUGAAUGGAGACAAGCUGACAGAUGUGGCCAUUGGGGCCCCAGGAGAGCAGGAGAACCGGGGUGCUGUUUACCUAUUUCAUGGAACCUCAAGACCGGGCAUUAGCCCUUCCCACAGCCAGCGGAUUGAAGGCUCCCAGCUCUCCCCCACACUACAAUAUUUUGGUCAGUCACUGAGUGGGGGCCAGGACCUCACAAUGGAUGGACUGGUGGACCUGGCUAUAGGAGCCCAAGGCCAUGUACUGCUGCUUAGAUCCCAGCCUGUGCUGAGACUUGAGGUGACCAUGGAGUUCACACCCAAAGAAGUGGCAAGGAAUGUGUUUGAAUGUCUUGCAAAGGUGGUGAAAGGUCAGACUGCUGGGGAGGUUAGAGUUUGCCUUCGUGUCCGCAAGAAUACACGGGACAGGCUAAGAGAAGGAGAGAUUCAGAGCAACAUCACAUAUGACUUGGCUCUGGAGCCAACUCUCCCACAUCCCCGAGUUGUCUUUGAUGAGACAAAGAACAGCACACGCAGACAGACAAGAAUCUUGAGGCUGAAUCAAGAAUGUGAGACCCUAAAGCUACUGUUACCGUAUUGUGUGGAGGAUUCAGUGAACCCCAUCAUCCUGCACUUCAACUUCUCUCUGGUGGGGAAACCCUUGUCCUUAUUCGGGAACCUCCAGCCAGUGCUGGCUGUGGAUGCACAGAGACUCUUCACAGCUUCGUUUCCUUUUGAGCAGAAUUGUGGCAGUGACAACAUUUGCCAUGAUGACCUCAGCAUCACCUUCACUUUUAUGGGUCUGGAUACCCUGGUGGUGGGUGGUCCCCGAGACCUGAAUGUGACAUUGACUGUGAGAAACCAGGGCGAGGACUCCUACAGGACUCAAGUUACCUUCUUCUACCCACCUGGCCUGUCCUAUAGGAGGAUGUCAGUGACCCAGAAGCAGCGCUCACAGCGACCAUGGCGCCUGACUUGUGAGUCUGAAGACUCCACCAAUGGGCCCGAGGCUUUGAAGAAUAGCAGCUGCAACAUAAGCCACCCCAUCUUCCCAAACUACUCAGAGAUCACCUUUAAUAUCACAUUUGGUGUGGAAUCUGAUGCUUUCUUUGGAAACAGACUACUACUCAAGGCCAAUGUGACCAGUGAGAACAACACAACUAAGACCAACAAAACUGAAUUCCAACUGGAGUUGCCUGUGAAAUACACUGUCUUCGUGGUGGUCACAAGCCAUGAAGUCUCCACCAAAUAUCUCAGCUUCAUAGCCUCAGAGAAGACCAGCCACAGUAUAAAGCACCAGUAUGAGGUCAACAACUUGGGACAGAGGAGCCUCCCCAUCAUUGUGGUCUUCUGGGUGCCUAUCAAGCUGAACCAGGUGGCUGUGUGGGACAACCUCCAGGUCACCCUUUCCCAGAACCUCUCCAGAACAUGCAACACCACGGAGAAUUCUCCCCCUCUCUCUGACUUCAUGGCAGAGCUUAAGAGGGCCCCAGUGGUGAACUGCUCCAUUGCUGUCUGCCAGAGAAUCCAGUGUGACAUCCCAUCCUUCAGCAUCCAGGAAAAAGUCAACAUUACCCUCCAAGGCAAACUCUCAUUUGACUGGUAUAUCAAGACUUCAGCAAACUACCUUCAGGUUGUGACCACGGCAGAGGUCUUGUAUGAUGAUUCGAAGUUUGCCCUGCUUCCAGGACAGGAGGCAUUUCUGAGGGCCCAGAUAGAAACCAAAGUGGAGCCAAAUGAAGUGCACAACCCUGUACCACUUAUAGUGGGCAGCUCAGUGGGGGGGCUGGUGCUUCUGGCCCUCAUCACCGCUGGACUGUACAAGCUUGGCUUCUUCAAACGGCAGUACAAGGACAUGAUGAGUGAAGCUGGUCCCAAUGCCCAGCCCCAGUAACAGCUCCUUCCCCGUUGAGUGGCCUCUCCUGCAGCAAGUAGGAUUCUGAAGUGAUGGCAGAUUUUGUGGGUGAAGAUAAAGGGAAAUGUAACAGAUCCUGUUCCUGCUGAAGGAAGCAAGACCUUCUUUCAUGGGUGAGGACACAUAUCUGCAAGAUGCUUUGCAGCUGGAUCAAGACCACAUGGAGGAGCUGUGAUGGAGCCAGGAUCUGAUUAGCCACCAGGAGCCUGUCCACUCAUUCCAUUCCAUACUAGAGCUACAUAAGGUCCAAUGAGCAAUGGUGCACCUCCUUUUAUGUAUGCAUUUACUUAUUAUUUUAAUAUUACCUUUAUUUUUUGGAAGGGUAAACCCAUCGAUAGAACAAAAAUCAAAAGUUGUCCAAGCAUGAAUGAUGAAAAAUUUCCCUUCCAUCCUGGUCCCCCUAGCCAUUCAAGUCAUUCCUAAGGGGUUAUAAGGUUAUGUGUUUUGGGGUCUUCUUCACAAAGAUUUUAAGCAUAUGCAAACACACACACAUAAGCUUUUUUACACAAAUGGUAAUAGGUGUUAUUUAUACUGUUUUGCAUCUUGCUUUAUUCAUCAAUAUGGCUUAGAUGUUUUAUAUCAAGACAAAGUAUUUUUUUUUUCAUUCUUUUAUACAGCUAUGUAGUAUCCCAUUGUAUGGAAAGAUCAUGAUGUAUUUAACCAGUUUCUUUUCGGUAUAUUAUUUCCAACCUCUUGUAACUACAAACAAUGAUGAAUUAAUAAAUUGAAUAUAUGUAA
Felis catus (domestic cat) is the source of this 4313-nucleotide messenger RNA. It is a transcript of the gene ITGAM, whose product is annotated as integrin subunit alpha M. The record is from RefSeq and is a predicted model, not a curated record. Gene Ontology annotation, molecular function: integrin binding. NCBI's taxonomy places the organism in Eukaryota, Metazoa, Chordata, Mammalia, Carnivora, Felidae. Gene Ontology annotation, cellular component: external side of plasma membrane; integrin complex. The transcript is spliced from 31 exons. Bases 75 to 3554 code for a protein of 1159 amino acids. Gene Ontology annotation, biological process: cell-cell adhesion; cell adhesion mediated by integrin; integrin-mediated signaling pathway.